Molecule: messenger RNA, 1674 nt
Organism: Fusarium coffeatum
Lineage: Eukaryota; Fungi; Ascomycota; Sordariomycetes; Hypocreales; Nectriaceae
Exons: 1
Coding region: 1-1674 (557 amino acids)
Biological process (GO): pseudouridine synthesis; box H/ACA snoRNP assembly; ribosome biogenesis
Cellular component (GO): sno(s)RNA-containing ribonucleoprotein complex
Molecular function (GO): RNA binding
Source: RefSeq, a predicted model, not a curated record
AUGUCGGGUUUCCAGAUCCCAGGCCUCGGCCAGGCCAAACCCAACGAGACUCUACCACCUCUCCCUACCCCCGAUAUGCUUGCAGCUGCCGCGAGUAUACAAGAUACUGAAAUUCCCGACGCUGCUCCUACCGAAACAAAGAAUGAAUCAGUGCCAGCUACUACAGAGCCCCAGCCUGCAGAGACUCAGCCAGCACCAGCUGCGGAUUCCGAUGCCAUGGCCAUUGACCGACCCGAAAGCCCUCCUUCCCUUACUGGCGCUUUGGAGGCUGCGCUUGGAGGGUUAGUUCCUGCCCAGUCUGCGCAAACAGCGCAAACAGCUCCUGCUGCGAACACGGAGGCCGUCCCUCUCCAAAACGACCAAGGCGACAACCCCGAAUGGGAGGUUGACUCCUCUCCAUACGAGUCUUCUUCCGAAUCAAGCAGCUCAGACUCCUCUGAUGAAGAUUCCGACAACGAAGGAUAUGAACUUUUGGGUGUCGAAGAGACUGCGCGCCUGCUUAUGCAGGCUGAGGGAGGAUCCGACGAUGAAGGCGAUCGAGGUGCGAAGGGUGCUAGCGCUGCCCAACUCCGAACCAAGAACGAAAUGCCUGAAGAGGUCAUUCCCAAGCCCGAGGUCACAAUUACACCCGAAAUGAAGAUUGAGGAGCUGGGAGCUAUCGAGCACAUCGUCGACAAUAUCAUGUUGAUAAAGGCUUUCACGCCCGGAGAGUACCAAGUCCUCGACUCAGGCUCUGUGAUCUGCACAGCUGAGCGAGUUGUCAUAGGCGCUAUUGCCGACUUAAUAGGAAAGGUGCUUCAACCCAUGUACACUGUCCGCUUCACAUCAGACCAGGAUAUCAAAGAUCUCGGUCUCGAGGUUGGCCAGACAGUAUACUACACUGCCGACCAUGCCACAUUUGUCUUUACCGAGCCAUUGAAGAACAUGAAGGGCUCAGACGCCAGUAACCUUCACGACGAGGAGGUUGGCGAUGAUGAGAUGGAGUUCUCCGAUGAUGAGAAGGAAGCAGAGUACAAGAAGGCUCUCAAGCAGAAAAAGAAGGAUAAGUGGAAGAAGGGCACCACCAAGGGAGAGCCUCAUCCUUUGCGACAGGAAUCGCGACCGGACGGCGGUCUGAACUAUGAUGAUGACGAAGAUGGUCCCUACAAGCCCCUCGCACGUCCUCCUGGGUAUGGUAGCGGCCCUUCCACAACCGAGACAUAUGAACCCCCAUCAGGUAGAUCUUUCCAGCGAGGAGGUCGCCGAGGGGACUCAAGAGGCCGCGGUGGACGGGGGGGACGUGGCGCCGGACGAGGUGGACGAGGAGGUUUCAAUCAGCCCAGAGACGGAUACUCGUUGCCUCAAGGAGGCCAACAGCCUGCUCAACAAGCAGCUCCUGCUCCAGCAUGGCCAGGUGCUCAACCUCCCACCCAAGGCGCGGCCCCAGCUAUGCCCAACUUUGGCUUCCAACUCCCAGGCUGGCCUCAGGCUCCCGCUCCGGGUAACCCUGGAGCUGUUCCCCCACCACCUCCCGGAUGGCCGACCGCUCAGGGUCAGCAAGGCGCGAACAAUGGGGGCUAUGUGAACCCUGCUUUCUUUGCUGCAUUGAUGUCUACUAUGCAACAGCAGCAGCAGAAUGGCCAGUCACCUUGGGCACAACAACCCCCCAACAAUGGAAACGGUCAGGGCCAGUAG